Bufo gargarizans (Asiatic toad) is the source of this 1701-nucleotide messenger RNA. Its product is annotated as THAP domain-containing protein 5-like. NCBI's taxonomy places the organism in Eukaryota, Metazoa, Chordata, Amphibia, Anura, Bufonidae. The record is from RefSeq and is a predicted model, not a curated record. The transcript is spliced from 4 exons. The coding region runs from base 87 to 1460 and encodes 457 amino acids.
UCCGUCGUAGGCGCCGCGCAAGGUUAGCGUGUCUGGGUGACGUCAUCGGACAACGGAAAACGUCAUUUUUAGAGCAACAGAGAAAGAUGCCGAAGAGCUGCGUGGUCCCGGAGUGUAGACGAGCGGAGACGGGCCUGGAAAGUUAUUAUAAGUUUCCUUUACAUGACAAGGUGCGUCUCAAGCAAUGGCUGACAAAUAUGAAUCUGGAAAAUUUCUUCCCCACGAAGAGCCUGUAUCUUUGCAGCAAGCACUUCAAACAGUCUUGUUUCCAAACACGUUGGGGUGCCCGCUACCUCCGACACGACGCCGUACCCACCAUUUUCUCCUCCAGCCUGGUGGCCUCGAGCAAGACACAAGUGUCUAAGUCCAAAACAGUAAAUUCCACGCUGAGUCUAGGAGAUGAAGUCUGCCUCCCCACUGUUUCACCUUUGGUCAUUGGCGAGACCCAGGUUCUUCCAGACACUUUGAUGAUUGCAGUAGAUCCAAAUUCAUCCACUGGUCCGAUAUCCUUAGAUGGAGCAGCGGUUCUGGUGAAGAACACUGACCCCACUGGAGUCAUAGGUGCAGUAAAUUUGGUACCACUAGUUCAUUUUGUUGAGUCCUUUGAUGGGUUGUCAUUGGCUCUGGCGCCAAAUCAAGGCUUCCAGUCUGUAGCUUUACCCAUUCAGGUGACAGGAGGAAACCAGAUACAACAGAUUGGACCAGUUGGCUUCUUGUCUCAAGAACACAUUGCAACCACAACAUUACAGCAAAAUUAUUACGAUGGCCAAGUCUUACAGUCUGUAGUCCCUGCUAUUGUCCAGAUGACUGGAGAGUCUAAUCCUGGAAACUCAGCAGUAGAAAACAUCUCCAUCGAGCCCUUUUUUGAAGCCGGGUUACCCGCACCACCCCCAGCCACAAUGACCACAGAGGCUGUGAUGUCCUACUUAGAAACCAUGCAGACAGCCACACUUGUUCCUGUCCUGCCUUCUGGUCCUCUACCACCACUGAUACCUUCUCAAGAGACCAUAUUGUCAUGCUCUGCAGCCAGCCCCAUAGUCUCCACUGUUCCUAUAGUGUCAAAACACAGCAAGGAGGUGUCAUCUGGUCAUGGGUCGCAAGUACUCGCCAUGGAACCAUCAAAGGGACCAGAUGGGCUUGCAGAAACGUCAUCCACUGCCGAACUGGUCUCUGUGGUUAUGAACCUGCAGAAGAAAGUAACGACUCUUCAGCAGCGGCAUCAGAAACACUGCACCAAGCUGGAGGUCAUGGAAGGUGUCGUUGACCAGCUGAAGAAGGAGAACUUGAUUUCAGAAGAUAAACUAAACUUUUUGGACCUGGCCCGUCUGAACUCCGCUCCUGUACAGGCAGAAGGGGCAGAGACCAUUGCUAUUCUCUGUGACGAUGAGGACCAAGCCUUGCUGUACUCUCUGCCCUUCCAGGGUGAAAACCAGUCAAUCCUACGCAUCACCAAGCAGUGACCGGAUGUACCCUCUUAUCUUCCACCGUAAUGAAUUCCUUAGGUUCUCUAAUCAGUGUGUUGGUCGGUGGGAGGACCUUCUUUGUCGUCAUAUCGGAAUGAUUUUGUAUAUGGCUUUUCAUGUGAAAACGCUAUUUGUAUAGCUAUUUUAUGUUUUGCGCUCGUUUUGUCUUUGAGUGUUUCAUUGCUGUAGUUCUGUCUGUAGGUUGUGGCGGACAAGACCCCAUAAACUGAUGACACUA